This is a messenger RNA of Aspergillus lentulus, 1596 nucleotides long. Its product is annotated as NAD-dependent succinate-semialdehyde dehydrogenase. Lineage: Eukaryota; Fungi; Ascomycota; Eurotiomycetes; Eurotiales; Aspergillaceae. The record is from RefSeq and is a predicted model, not a curated record. Gene Ontology annotation, molecular function: succinate-semialdehyde dehydrogenase (NAD+) activity. Gene Ontology annotation, biological process: GABA catabolic process. Gene Ontology annotation, cellular component: cytoplasm.
AUGGAGAGGAUUAUCCGUCCGGUUUCGCGGCAGUUGUUGAGAUCGCGAGCUCGGUAUCCCUUUGCCGUACCUACGCUUCAUGCCAAAAGAUUAUACUCAAAAAGCCAUGCUGUACCUCCGCUGAAAGACCAGUCUCUCUUCAUUGAGAAGGCCUAUGUCAACGGACAAUGGGUAGACGCGGAGUCAGGAAAGACAUUCGAGGUUCAUGAUCCCGCCUCUGGGAAACUUAUCGGCACAUGCCCCGAAUUCGACGCCCUCGACACAGAAAAGGCCAUCGAGGCAGCCUCAGCUGCCUUUCCCAAGUUCCGCGCAACCCUAGCGCGCGAGCGUGCCCGCAUGUUGCGACGAUGGUACCAAUUGAUGAUGGAUAAUGCAGAAGACCUAGCAACAUUAAUCACAUGGGAGAACGGGAAGCCCCUAGCUGACGCCAAGGGCGAGGUGAACUACGCAGCCAGCUUCUUCGAAUGGUUCAGCGAGGAAGCACCCCGGAUUUAUGGCGACACGAUCCCCGCAUCAGUUCCCGGUAACCGAGUCAUGACGUUGAAGCAGCCCGUUGGCGUCUGCGGCUUGAUCACUCCGUGGAAUUUCCCCGCGGCUAUGAUCACAAGAAAGAUCGGACCUGCUCUGGCCGCUGGUUGCACGGUUGUGUGCAAGACUCCUGGUGAAACACCCUUCACAGCGAACGCCCUUGCGGAGCUGGCUCAUCGCGCCGGUAUUCCCAAGGGAGUGGUCAACAUCGUGACGUCGCUCAAGAAUACUCCGGAGGUGGGAGAGGUGAUCACCACCCAUCCUGAAGUUCGCAAGGUCUCGUUCACCGGUUCGACCAAUGUCGGUAGACUGCUUAUGAAGCAGGCUUCGUCUACUAUCAAGAAGGUGUCUUGGGAGCUGGGCGGAAACGCGCCAUUCAUUGUGUUCGAUGAUGUCGACGACCUCGACGCCGCAGUCUCCGGAGCCGUUGCCUCCAAGUUCCGCAGCUCAGGCCAGACCUGCGUCUGUGCUAACCGAAUUUACGUCCAGAGAGGCGUCUACGAUGAAUUCGUCCAGCGCUUCGCCGCAAAGGUCAAGGAUUUCAAGCUCGGUGCCGGCUUCGAGGAUGGAGUCACUCACGGCCCGCUUAUCCACGAGCGUGCCACCGAGAAAGUCGACCAGCACGUCAAGGACGCUCAAGCCAAGGGAGCCAAGCUUGUCGCCGGAGGCCAAAGAGUCCCCGAGCUGGGCCCCACCUUCUACGAGCUGACUGUCCUCGCUGAGAUGAGCAAAGAUAUGUUGAUGGCCUCGGAGGAGACGUUCGGCCCUGUGGCUGGAAUUUUCCCCUUUGAGACCGAGAAAGAGGUUGUCGAGUUGGCCAAUCGUGCCGAGGUCGGCCUUGCAGGUUACUUCUUCAGUGGUAACGUCAAGCGUAUUUUCCGGGUUGCGGAGGCGCUGGAGGUCGGUAUGGUGGGAGUCAACACAGGUCUUAUUAGCGAUGUGGCCUCUCCGUUCGGUGGUGUUAAGCAGAGUGGUUUCGGCCGUGAGGGCAGCAAGUACGGAAUCGACGAGUUCCUUACGAUUAAGAGCGUGACCUUUGGUGGUAUGGGUGAGCCAUUGCAGUCGUAG